Linum tenue is the source of this 2524-nucleotide messenger RNA. NCBI's taxonomy places the organism in Eukaryota, Viridiplantae, Streptophyta, Magnoliopsida, Malpighiales, Linaceae. The record is from the annotation of a GenBank genome assembly.
CUUUCUCCAGUUCCCAAUUUCCCAUGAUUCAACACUUCCCGUGUCUAGAAUCACUAGAUCUGGUUCGCACUCCGGUUUCCAAGUCUACCAGGCAUUUCGUCGAACAGUAUGAUGACGAGAAUUCCUUCGACUAUGAACGGAUCGGCCCAAAAACCUCACGACGAUGACGAAACCACCGCAUCCUCCCCAACCCUCUCCUCCUCCAUAAGCUUCGGCUCGCCGGAAGCUCUGGACCACGUCCGCAACCUAACAGACGUCGCCGCAAUGACGCGGCUCCUCCACGAGUGCAUCGCCUACCAGCGAGCGCUGGACGACGAGCUCGACAAUCUCCUCGCCCAGCGGAGCGAUCUCGACAAGCAGCUCGUCCACCUCCAGAAAUCGGCCGAGGUUCUCGAGAUUGUCAAGGCCGAUUCUGACUACAUGCUCAGCAAUGUUGGCUCCACCUGCGACCUCGCUGACCACGUCAGCGCCAAGGUUCGGGAGCUGGACCUGGCUCAGUCGCGAGUGAACACUACCGUGCUGCGGAUCGACGCCAUUGUCGAGAGAGGGAAUUGCAUCGACGGAGUGAAGAACGCUCUGGAGUCGGAGGAUUACGAGUCGGCCGCCAAGUAUGUGCAGACGUUCCUUCAGAUUGAUGCCAAGUACAAAGACUCCGGAUCCGAGCAGAGAGAUCAGUUGCUGGCUUCCAAGAAGCAGCUUGAAGGGAUUGUGAGGAAGCGGCUCGCUGCUGCAGUGGAUCAGCGGGAUCAUCCCACGAUUCUGAGGUUCAUUCGGCUGUAUUCGCCUCUGGGAUUGGAGGAGGAAGGGUUGCAGGUUUACGUAGGGUAUUUGAAGAAGGUAAUUUCUAUGAGAUCACGGCUUGAAUUUGAGCACUUGGUGGAGUUGAUGGAGCAGGGGCAUGCUCAGAAUCAGGUUGAUUUUGUUGGUUGUUUGACGAACUUGUUUAAAGACAUUGUUUUAGCCAUAGAAGAGAACGAUGAAAUAUUGAGGAGUCUCUGUGGAGAAGAUGGGAUUGUUUACGCGAUUUGUGAAUUGCAAGAAGAGUGUGAUUCUAGGGGUUCCCUCAUUUUGAAGAAAUAUAUGGAAUACAGGAAAUUGGCCAAGUUAGCAUCAGAGAUCAAUGCCCAAAACAAGAACUUGCUUGCUGUUGGAGGGCCAGAAGGCCCUGAUCCUAGAGAGGUUGAAUUGUACUUGCAGGAGAUUCUGUCGUUGAUGCAAAUAGGUGAAGAUUACACGGAAUUUAUGGUUUCUAAGAUUAAAGCAUUGAGUUCAGUUGAUCCGGAGUUGGUACCAAGAGCCACAAAGUCUUUCAGGAGUGGGAGCUUCAGCAAAGUUGUCCAAGACAUUACUGGCUUUUAUGUGAUUUUGGAAGGGUUCUUUAUGGUUGAAAAUGUUAGGAAAGCCAUUCGGAUUGAUGAGCAAGUACCUGAUAGCCUUACCACUUCGAUGGUGGAUGAUGUGUUCUAUGUUCUGCAGAGUUGCUUGAGAAGAGCAAUUUCCACUUCAAACAUUAGCUCAGUGAUUGCUGUCCUUAGUGGCGCAGGUAGUUUGUUGAGCAACGAAUACCAAGAAGCUUUGCAGCAGAAAAUGAGGGAGCCAAACCUUGGGGCAAAAUUGUUUUUGGGCGGGGUUGGUGUGCAAAAGACUGGGACAGAUAUCGCAACCGCUUUAAAUAAUGUGGAUGUCAGCAGUGAGUAUGUCCUGAAGCUGAAGCAUGAAAUCGAGGAGCAAUGUGCCGAGGCAUUUCCGGCCCCAGCUGAUAGAGAAAAGGUGAAAUCGUGCUUGUCUGAAAUGGGCGAUGUCAGCAUUACCUUCAAGCAGUCCCUCGGUGCUGGGAUGGAGCAGCUUGUCUCGACCGUGACUCCCCGAAUCCGCCCACUACUAGAUGGCGUAGCAACCAUCAGCUACGAGCUGUCAGAAGCAGAAUACGCAGACAACGAAGUGAACGACCCGUGGGUUCAGAGGCUCCUCCACUCGGUCGAGACGAACGUGUCGUGGCUUCAGCCUCUAAUGACCGCAAACAACUACGAUCUGUUUGUGCAUUUGGUCAUCGACUUCAUCGUCAAGAGGCUGGAAGUGAUCAUGAUGCAGAAGAGGUUCAGCCAGCUCGGGGGCCUUCAGCUCGACAGAGAUGUAAGGGCUUUAGUGACUCACUUCUCCGCCAUGACUCAGAGGACCAUCAGAGACAAGUUCGCCCGCCUUACCCAGAUGGCGACCAUCCUCAACUUGGAGAAGGUGUCCGAGAUCCUCGACUUCUGGGGAGAGAACUCGGGUCCCAUGACCUGGAGGCUGACCCCUGCAGAGGUUAGAAGGGUGUUGGGUCUUAGGGUUGAUUUCAAAGCAGAAGCAAUUUCUGCUCUCAAGUUGUAGAAUGGCAUCAUGUUGGUUUGUUAUGUGUACUCUUUCUUCCCCCUUCCUGAAGCUUGCAUGGGUGGAUAGUAGGUGUUGAAUGUAAAAUCAAUUGAGAAGUUUCUUUUUUCAUGAACUGCACUACAUAAGUAAUUGGAGGACUCAUUCAUUCAAA